Messenger RNA from Penicillium maclennaniae, 879 nucleotides. RefSeq lists its product as uncharacterized. The record is from RefSeq and is a predicted model, not a curated record. The transcript is spliced from 2 exons. Bases 1 to 879 code for a protein of 292 amino acids. Lineage: Eukaryota; Fungi; Ascomycota; Eurotiomycetes; Eurotiales; Aspergillaceae.
AUGGAGCGCAACGAGCAACAAUGGGAAGACCUUUGCCGACAGGUGAAGGAUCUAGUCCCACGGGAAUUGGGGGAGGAGGCCUGGUACCUCGUGAUUGCUGCAGCUCUGGGUGUAUCCCCAGUGCCAAGCGCACCCGCGGAGUUUUAUACCUACCUCACCAAGCACGACCCGGCCUUCAGCUCAGUAAAAUCUAGGGAAUAUCUCAGUCAAAGACUACGAGAUGUAAUUCUGAAGCUCCUCACUAUCGUGGGAGGUCCGCAGGUCCUUUCUGUGCUCAUCCCACUUGCGGCUGCGGAAGGCGAUAUCAAGUCAAGAGCCGCAUCAAGCAAGCUGAGCGAGAAAUGGUUUGACACCUUUAUUCCCCCUCUGUUCGUCAGGUCUGCUAACAAAGUUCUUCUUUUAAUUAGGAUCGCUGACAAAAUGAGCGUCCCUGCUCUUUACGAGCGAGGUCAAGCGACGAUCAACACGAUCUACGGCGCCCCGCUGUUGGAAAAGGUCUUCGACUCCCUCGGAAGCCACAGAGAAGAUGUCAAAUUCAAUGAGAUCUACACGCUGUAUGGCCUUUUCCUCUCGGAUUUCGAGGUAUUGACACCCCUUGAAACUGAGGCGGUGGUGUACUCUUCGAUCUCCUGCCUGGGAUUGGGAGGUCCGGGAAACUGGCAUUUGAGAGGAAUGGGACGGUUGUUAGGUGCAAGAGGAACAGAUGAUCAGAGCGAGAAGAUGAAGAAAAUCAUGGCCCUGUUGAUGAAUCUGAAGCAGGCGGUGGUCACCGUUGUGGAAUUCGUGGGAGAUGAAUUCAAAGCCAGAGCGCACCUGCACAAGUGGGCCGAUCCCGCAACCGUGGCGAAGAACUUGGGCGGUUGGGGGAACGAUGAUUAG